Dovyalis caffra is the source of this 1761-nucleotide messenger RNA. NCBI's taxonomy places the organism in Eukaryota, Viridiplantae, Streptophyta, Magnoliopsida, Malpighiales, Salicaceae. The record is from the annotation of a GenBank genome assembly.
AUGGAAUCACGCCAGUAUUUUGGAUGUGGUGACACUGGUGCGGGCCUAUCCUACUCAUCUUCUUAUCCGUCUGUUCCUUCCAUGCCUAAUAGGUUGUUUGGCUCAUUGAAAUUUGAUAUAGGAAAUUCACCAAGCUCACCCUUUUCUACUCAAUUUGAUUGUGAUACUUACGCUACUACAUUAAGUGACAGCCAGGAGCGCUACAGCUCCACAGAUAAUCUCUCAGGUGUUAGUCCUUCUCAUAACUCUUCGCUUGAAUCCAACAGUUAUUUUAAUAGGCCGAGCCCUUCUGUGGACUGUCGACGAGAAAGUCUACAGCUCUUUUCUGGUGGCUCUUCGUCGUUGCAAGAUGCAAGUUCUAGCCAGAACAUAAAACACGCGUUGCAGGAAUUGGAGACUGCUCUAAUGGGGCCAGAUGAUGAUGAAGAUGUUGACACACCGAAUACUUCUUUGGGGGAAAGUAGCAAGCCACAGACAUCAGAUCAGAAACCUAGGGGCUGGAGCCAGGAGCGCCAAGGUUCUCAUGCUAUUCAGACUCAGACAUCUUUUGUUUCAAGGCAGAGGCAGGUAGGCGAAGGUGCUCAUGUUGAGAAACGCCAAAAGGCGAUGGAGGACUUAACUUUGCAUGGUGUUCCACCUGGGGAUCUGAAGCAGCUUUUGAUUGCAUGUGCUAAAGCUCUUGCUGAAAACAACUUGAAUGAUUUCAAUAAGUUGAUUGAGGAGGCCAGAAGUGUGGUGUCUAUCAGUGGAGAACCAAUCCAGCGUCUUGGUGCGUACUUGGUAGAGGGAUUGGUAGCAAGGAAGGAGUCAUCAGGUGCUAAUAUUUAUCGUGCCCUUAGGUGCAGGGAGCCUGAAGGCAAGGACUUGCUGUCUUAUAUGCAAAUCCUGUAUGAAAUCUGCCCCUACCUGAAGUUUGGUUACAUGGCAGCCAAUGGAGCCAUUGCUGAAGCAUGCAAAAAUGAGGACCGCAUCCAUAUAGUAGACUUCCAAAUUGCCCAGGGAACGCAGUGGAUGACCCUCCUUCAAGCUCUUGCAGCCAGACCAAGUGGGGCUCCACUUGUGCGUAUCACAGGUAUUGAUGACCCUGUUUCUAAAUAUGCCCGUGGUGAUGGUUUAGAGGCAGUUGCAAGACGGUUGACUGCAAUGUCUGAGAAAUUUAAUAUCCCCGUAGAGUUUCAUGGGGUACCAGUUUUUGCUCCAGAUGUGACGAAGGAGAUGCUUGAUGUUAGGCCUGGAGAGGCUCUAGCUGUAAAUUUCCCCUUGCAGCUCCACCAUACUCCUGAUGAGAGUGUUGAUGUGAACAAUCCAAGAGAUGGCCUGCUUCGCAUGAUCAAAUCUCUAAACCCCAAGGUGGUCACGUUGGUGGAGCAAGAAUCAAAUACAAACACAACCGCUUUCCUCACUAGGUUUGUAGAAACUCUAAACUAUUACUUGGCAAUGUUUGAGUCCAUUGAUGUGACACUGCCAAGGGAUCAAAAGGAGCGAAUCAGUGUGGAGCAGCAUUGUCUAGCAAGGGAUAUGGUGAAUGUCAUUGCUUGUGAGGGGAAGGAGAGGGUGGAGCGCCACGAGCUCUUCGGCAAGUGGAAGUCUAGAUUCAUGAUGGCAGGUUUCCAGCAAUACCCGUUGAGCACCUAUGUUAACUCUGUGAUAAGGAGCCUGCUGAGGUGUUACUCAGAGCAUUACACAUUGGUGGAAAACGAUGGAGCUAUGCUGUUGGGAUGGAAAGAUAGGAAUUUGGUAUCUGCUUCAGCCUGGCAUUGA